ACGUGAAUUCUCCGUGAGGUUCAUCUUGGCCGCAACUCCCUGUAGCGCCUAAUCGCGGGAAAUUUCGAUCGGAGAUGGAUAGAUUGAGCGCCGAGGUUGGAGGAUUGGAAGCUUCAUUGCUUCGAAUGGUCAAUGAUCACUAGUACGCCUCUCUCAAGGUUCGGGAAAACUCCGAAAGAUGCUACUCAGAAGGCGGUGUGUGUUUCGGAUCUUUUAGUGGAUGCUGUGAAUGGUGGAGUUCAAGAAUCGUUUAUCAAUUAGAAGUUGAUUGAACUCGAAAUUAGGGCAUUAGCGAUUACGAUUGCUCGAUUCGCUAAGCAGAUCGAUCAAUGCCUCGCCGUCACUCACGCUCUGAACACCGACGUUAAGGUGACUGUUGACAAAUUUCGGCCAUUAUUUUACAUCACAAGAAAGAGGCCCAGGAUUGAGCCGAACCCGCUGAUGAUUCUGAUGGGAAUGCUUUCUACGUUAAUUCUGGAUUUAUCUGGGACCUCAACAGCACGGAGCAUUGAAUUUGGAGAAUACUCACUCUGAGCUGCCCUAAGCCAUAGCCAUGCACAGCUGACUCCCAACUUUUACAACAAAGUCUGCCCCAAGGCCUUGUCCACCAUUAGAUCCGUCGUCUUGAACGCCAUCAAACAUGAGCCUCGUAUGGGAGCUUCCCUCUUACGUCUCCAUUUCCACGACUGCUUCGUCAAUGGUUGCGAUGGGUCGGUCUUAUUGGACGAUAUUGGUAACUUCGUUGGAGAAAAGACUGCCUUUCCUAAUGUAAACUCGAUCAGAGGAUUUGAAGUCGUCGACCAGAUUAAACAAAAAGUCAAUAAGGCUUGUAAAGGCAAUGUUGUGUCUUGUGCUGAUAUCUUAGCUGUUGCUGCUCGUGAUUCUGUUGCUAUUCUUGGUGGGCCAAACUACAAAGUACUAUUAGGAAGAAGAGAUGCAAGAACAGCAAGCGUAAACGAUGCCAACAGAAGCCUCCCUCCGCCAUUUUUCAGUUUCUCACAGCUUCUAUCCAGCUUCCAAUCUCAAGGCCUCGACCUCAAGGACCUCGUCCUCUUAUCGGCCGGCCACACCCUCGGCAAAGCUCGGUGCGCCACCUUCCGAACAAGGAUAUACAACGACACCAACAUCGACCGGAAAUUCGCAGCGUCGCUGAAGGCAAUUUGCCCACCAAGCGGCAAGGAUAACAAUCUGAUGGGUCUUGACAAGACUUCCAAUUUCUUUGACAAUGCCUACUUCAAAGCUUUGUUGAAUAAGAAGGGUCUUCUCCAUUCCGACCAGGAACUGUUCGGCGGCGGGAGCCAGGAGAGUGAUGAAUUGGUGUCGUAUUAUAGCAGAUAUCCAUACUCCUUUAGAGAUGACUUUGGUUCUUCCAUGAUCAAAAUGGGCAAUAUAAAGCCACUUACAGGAAGUUACGGAGAAAUCAGACAAAAUUGUCGGUUUGUCAACUAAAAUGUUUCGGUUUGGUUUUCGCUUUCGAUUUGAAUUUGGAUUUGGAAUUGGAUUAACGUUGUUUGGGAUUCGAGUGUCGAAGAGUGUGCAAGUUUGUGUAUAACCUUCGUUGAUGUUUGUUUGUAUUAUAUGAAAUUAAA
Molecule: messenger RNA, 1589 nt
Organism: Cucurbita pepo subsp. pepo (vegetable marrow)
Lineage: Eukaryota; Viridiplantae; Streptophyta; Magnoliopsida; Cucurbitales; Cucurbitaceae
Product: peroxidase RIP1
Biological process (GO): response to oxidative stress; hydrogen peroxide catabolic process
Molecular function (GO): heme binding; peroxidase activity
Source: RefSeq, a predicted model, not a curated record